AUGCGGCAGUCGCUCGACGGCUCGUCCCCUGAGGGGGCCUGCCUGGCCGAGGCGGUCGUGUUCAAGGGCACUACGCUGCCUCACAUCUCGGUCAAGCGGCGCCUCCAGCUAUACACCAACGGCCUCUCCACGGUCAAUGACAAAGACAAGGGCGGCGGCUCCGCCAAGUUCUGGCCCUUCCACCGCCGCUGCCAGCUGGACCCGCCGGAUGCGGCGGCGGUGCGGGCGCACGAGCGCCACCUGCGGCGCGCGGGGCCGCUGCGCGCAGUGGCGUCGUACGCGCGCGACAAGAACGUGAUGAAGCUGGUGGGCAGCUGCCGGCGCGGGCGUGCGGAGGGAUACUAG
Monoraphidium neglectum is the source of this 345-nucleotide messenger RNA. RefSeq lists its product as hypothetical. NCBI's taxonomy places the organism in Eukaryota, Viridiplantae, Chlorophyta, Chlorophyceae, Sphaeropleales, Selenastraceae. The transcript has a single exon. The coding region runs from base 1 to 345 and encodes 114 amino acids. The record is from RefSeq and is a predicted model, not a curated record.